This is a messenger RNA of Sciurus carolinensis (gray squirrel), 1605 nucleotides long. RefSeq names its product carbonic anhydrase 9 (gene Ca9). Gene Ontology annotation, molecular function: carbonate dehydratase activity; zinc ion binding. The record is from RefSeq and is a predicted model, not a curated record. Gene Ontology annotation, cellular component: plasma membrane. Bases 41 to 1369 code for a protein of 442 amino acids. NCBI's taxonomy places the organism in Eukaryota, Metazoa, Chordata, Mammalia, Rodentia, Sciuridae. The transcript is spliced from 11 exons.
UACACACCACACCGUGUCCUGGGACACCCCAGUCAGCGGCAUGGCUUCCCUGUGUCCCAGUCCCUGGCUCCCUCUGUUGAUCCCAGUCCCUAGUGUGCAGCUGCUGCUGUUACUGCUGCUCCUGAUGCCUGCCCAUCCCCAGAACCUGUCCUGGAUGCAGGGGGAUCCCUUUAUGGGAGGAGGUUCAUCUGGGGAAGACAAUCCACUGGGUCAGGAGGAUCUGCGCAGUGAAGAGGAUUCACCUGGAGAGGCAGAUCCACCUGGGGAGGAGGAUUCACCUGAAGUUACUUCUAAACCAGGAGAGGAUGACUUUCUGAAGUUAGAGGAUCUACCAACUGUUGAAGCUCCUGAGGAGAGUCAAGGUCACCAGAAUAAAGCUCCCAGGGAACAAAAAGGGCAUGGCCACAGUCAUUGGCGCUACGGAGGCAACCCGCCCUGGCCCCAGGUGUCCCCAGCCUGUGCAGGCCGCUUUCAGUCCCCUAUAGAUAUCCGCCCGGAACUCACCGCGUUCAGUGGAGCCCUGCGACCCCCACAACUCCAGGGCUUUGCGCUACCGCCACGUCCGGAACUGCGCCUGCGCAACAAUGGCCAUACCGUGCAGCUGACUCUGCCUCCCGGGCUAGAGAUGGCCCUGGGUCCUGGGCGGGAGUACAGAGCCCUGCAGUUGCAUCUGCACUGGGGGACUUCAGAUCGCCCGGGCUCAGAGCACUCUGUUGAUGGCCACCAUUUCCCUGCCGAGAUCCACGUGGUUCACCUCAGCACUGCUUUUUCGGGAGUUGAUGAGGCCUUGGGGCGCCCGGGAGGCCUGGCGGUAUUGGCUGCCUUCCUGCAGGAGGGCCCAGAAGAAAACAACGCCUAUGAGCAGUUGCUGUCACAUUUGGAAGAAAUUGCUGAGGAAGACUCAGAGGUCUGGGUCCCAGGACUGGAUGUAACUGCUCUGCUGCCCUCUGACCUCAGCCUCUAUUUCCGAUAUGAAGGCUCUCUGACCACACCCCCUUGUGCCCAGGGGGUCAUCUGGACUGUGUUCAAUCAGACAGUGAGGCUGAGUGCUAAGCAGCUCCACAUCCUCUCCAGUUCCCUGUGGGGAUCUCAGGACUCUCGGCUACAGCUGAACUUCCGAGCCACGCAGCCUUUGAAUGGGCGAAUGAUUGAGGCCUCUUUCCCUGUUGGAGUGGAUAGUCACCCUGAGCCAGUGCACACGAAUUCCUGCCUUGCUGCUGGUGACAUCCUGGCUCUGGUUUUUGGCCUCCUCUUUGCUCUCACCAGCAUUGCCUUCCUUGUGCAGAUGGGGAGGCAUCACAGACACAGAAGUGGGACCAAAGAUGGUAUUAGCUACAGCCCAGCAGAGAUGGCAGAAACUGGAGCCUAGAGGCCUGGAACUUGGAAAAUGUGCAGGAAACCAGCCAAAGGAUUCUGGGGGGAGCUGGAAACUGUCGUAUUUUGCCCUCUGGACGAUUCCUUUUUAACUUCCAAAGAAUUUGUUUCUUCUUCUUUAACCCCUUAAGCCACUGAAACGGGAUCUUGUAGUAGGGAAGCAAGAUUGGACUCAACUUCCAGAUUUUUUUAAAAAAAUAAAUAUUUCUAACAAAAUGUGUAAGUCACCUU